GAUGUAAACAGGAAGUGUGGCGUUGUCAUGGAGGGGGCGAGGCAGUCAGUUUUAGGCCGAACUAGGUGAAGAGGUAGAGAUGAAGUAGCUUAGCUGCAUUUAUGGCCUCACUUGUGCUGCGUUAGUUCUUAUCUGGAUCUGCGCCACGGAAAGUCAUGCUAAACUAGUUGUUAGCAGGUUUUCACGUUAGCAACGGAUGUAACGUAUCUAAGUUAAAAGAUAAUCCACCGCUAAAUGUCAUUACAUACUAAAACUGCUAAAGUGACUGUCAUGACGAAAGACUUGUUCUUGUGUGUUUGUGAGCGGAUGAACGCACGUCGCUGGACACGGGAGAAACGGAAAGAAUACGCUAAAUACGCUCCGCCCCUCCAGGAAGUACAAAUAUAAAGUCAGCUCUGCUUUCACUUUUAGCAAGGUGUGUAAAGGAGAAAGAAGAGAAGCCAUCCUGACGGCUUUACUCAGCUUUAACUGAAAAGAAGGGGCGUCAAAAAUGGAAUACACCGAGAAGAAGCUUGAGGAGAUGCUGAGGUGCCCAGUGUGCCAGGACAUCUUCAAGGAUCCCCAUCAGCUGCCCUGUGGACACAGCAUGUGUAUGGGCUGUCUGGAAAACAUGAGGGACCACUCUUCAGACAUGCCCUUCCGUUGCCCAGACUGCAGGAGAUUUUUUGGAUUUGCCAUUGGGCUACAGAAGAGCUACACGCUAACCAACAUCACAGAGAACUUCAGGGAAAGCAAGAAGAGGAAGGACAAACAGACCAAAAAUGUGUUCUGCGACUACUGCGUGACAGAAAAAAACCCAGCCUUUAAAACGUGUCUGAAGUGCGAGGUGGCGCUGUGCAAAGAGCACAUCAAAGACCACAUGGAGCUGCCAGUGUUCACGGGACACCCCUUGGUCAAGCCUCUGGGUGACCUCAGCGAGCGGAAAUGCCCACAGCACGAGGACGCGGUGCUGAGGUACUACUGCAACGCAUCCGGACGCUACAUCUGCAACAUGUGCGCCCUGGAGAGCAAGAAGCAAAACAUGUCCACCGAGGCCUCCAAUGUCAUACGGAGACAGCUGACUGAGUACAUGGACCUGCGCUUCGAAACGCUGAAGCUUCAAAUGACAGAAACCAAUAAGUCUGUCAAAAAACUGCAAGAACAGCUCAGACAUGCGAAGCUGAACUCUUCUGACUCACUCAUCAACAGUGUUACAAUGGUGCUGCUCUUUCUGUGGUUCAUUGUUCUGUAUUACGCAUACAACUACUCUGUGGAAAACAAGAUGCUAACAGCAGCACUGGAUAAGCAGCAGAACCGCGUGCAUCACAUUUAUUCCACCAUUGCAGAACUCCUGGCUGAGAGUCCUGUGAAGAGCCAGAAACAUCUGCUGACAGAAGCAAUUCACAUCCUGGACGUGGACACAGCCAGUCCAUUCCUUGGAGUCUCCGCUGACCUCCGAACAGCCGAGAGAGUGAAAACCAGGCUGAACUAUCCCGCCAGUAAAAGCCGCUUUGACGAAGCCCCGCAGGUCCUCUCCGAGCGGUGCUUCUCCACUGGCACCCACAUCUGGGAGGUGGAGGCCGAGGGAUACUGGGACAUCGCCGUGUCCUACAAGAGCAUCCAACGCAAGAACAACAACAGCCCCUUUGGGAAGAACGCGCUGUCCUGGAGCCUCACACACGACGGCAAAGGCAAGCUGUUGGCCUACCACAAUAGAGAAAAAAAAGUUGUCUCUGCGACCCUGAAGAGCAACCGCAUAGCUGUGAUGGUUGAUUUUGGGAAAGGCAACAUCACGUUCAGCUCCAUGGAGUCCACGAUCACACGGCUGCACGAGUUUAAAGCUGAACUGACUGAGCCAGUGUGCCUCGGUUUUGGGCUUUACAAAUUGGAUCCACUUAGUAGAGCCACUAUUGUGAACUCUUCAUGAAGAAUCCUGGAAGUUGUCUCAAUAUUCAGCCGACACUGGAAUAAGAUUGCACUUUAAUUGGAGGAUAAAGCCAAAAAAUGUGAAGAAUCACCUCAGGAAUAUAUUUUUUUUGUGAACUGUGGAUCUUAAUUUCUGCAACUGCGACAAAUAGUAUUUUAAACAGAAUAUUUAUAAGGAUGGGUGUGGUUUACAAAAAAAAAAAAAAACUACACUGUUGAACGAAUGAACAAAUGAAUUCCUGUAAUCAAAGAGAUGCAAUGGUAUGAAACAUCUUGGUGUGAUAAUCAUCUCAACGGUAUCGCCACUGAUAUGGAUCUGAGAAAAUAUAUUGUUUUAACACUAA
This is a messenger RNA of Acanthopagrus latus (yellowfin seabream), 2249 nucleotides long. RefSeq names its product E3 ubiquitin-protein ligase TRIM47-like. The record is from RefSeq and is a predicted model, not a curated record. Lineage: Eukaryota; Metazoa; Chordata; Actinopteri; Spariformes; Sparidae. Bases 491 to 1906 code for a protein of 471 amino acids. The transcript is spliced from 9 exons. Gene Ontology annotation, molecular function: zinc ion binding; protein binding.